CCCCGGCUCUGCGCGGCCACCGCCCCCCGCCCGGCGGGGCCAUGAGGACCGGCUCGAGGGUGCUGCUGGUGCUGCUGCUCCUCCUUCCCGCCUGGGGCUCGGCGGCGGCACACAAUGGGGAUCUUACAGUGAGACCCACAUGCAAGCCUGGCUUCUCAGAGCAAGACUACACAGCAUUCGUCUCCCAAAACAUCAUGGAAGGGCAGAAGUUACUCAAAGUAAAAUUUAAUAACUGUGCUGGUAACAAGGGAGUUCGCUAUGAAACCAACAGCCUGGACUUCAAGGUGAGGGCGGACAGGACCCUGUUCGCUGCCCACCACGUGCAAAUGCCCUCCAAGCAGCUGAUCCUGGUGGUGACGGCGUGGGAUCCCCAGACCCUGGGCAGAUGGGAGGCCAUGGUCCGCUUUCUGGUGGCAGAGAAGUCCCAACACAAUGGACACAAGCCAAAAGGCAGGAAGACACUGCCUGGAGACCUGGUGCAGCAGCAGAGUGACACUCUGCUCCCGUGGCGGCAGCAUCAGAGCGCCAACGGCCUGCGGAGGCAGAAGAGGGACUGGGUCAUCCCGCCCAUCAACGUGCCAGAAAACUCCAGAGGACCCUUUCCACAGCAGCUGGUUCGGAUUCGUUCCGAUAAGGACAAAGAGAUCCAUAUCAGGUACAGCAUCACUGGAGUGGGAGCCGACCAGCCGCCCAUGGAAGUCUUCAGCAUUGACCCUGUGUCUGGCAGGAUGUACGUGACACGCCCGAUGGACAGGGAGGAAAGAGCUUCCUACCACCUCCGGGCUCAUGCAGUGGAUAUGAAUGGAAACAAGGUGGAGAAUCCUAUUGACCUUUACAUCUAUGUGAUUGAUAUGAAUGACAACAGACCGGAGUUCAUCAACCAAGUCUAUAAUGGAUCUGUUGAUGAAGGCUCUAAACCAGGUACCUACGUGAUGACGGUGACGGCAAAUGACGCAGACGACGCUACUACCGCGAACGGGAUGGUGAGGUACCGGAUUGUGACUCAGACCCCACAGAGCCCAUCACAAAACAUGUUUACCAUUAACAGCGAGACAGGAGACAUUGUCACUGUGGCUGCUGGACUCGACAGAGAGAAAGUUCAGCAGUAUAUAGUCAUUGUUCAAGCCACAGAUAUGGAAGGAAAUCUUAACUAUGGUCUCUCAAACACGGCAACAGCAAUCAUUACAGUGACAGAUGUGAAUGACAACCCCCCUGAAUUCACCACCAGCACUUAUUCAGGAGAGGUUCCUGAGAACAGAGUGGAGGUUGUGGUGGCAAAUCUGACGGUGAUGGACCGGGACCAGCCUCACUCCCCCAACUGGAAUGCCAUCUACCGCAUCAUCAGCGGGGACCCCUCCGGCCACUUCACCAUCCGGACAGACCCCGUCACCAACGAGGGCAUGGUGACCGUGGUGAAGGCAGUCGAUUACGAGAUGAACAGAGCUUUCAUGCUGACAGUGAUGGUAUCAAACCAAGCUCCCCUGGCCAGUGGCAUCCAGAUGUCCUUCCAGUCGACAGCAGGAGUCACCAUUUCAGUCACAGAUGUCAACGAAGCACCGUAUUUCCCAACGAACCACAAGUUAAUCAGGCUGGAGGAAGGGGUGCCAACAGGAACAGUCCUGACAACGUUUUCAGCGGUGGAUCCCGAUCGCUUCAUGCAGCAGGCAGUAAGAUACUCUAAGCUGUCAGAUCCUGCAAACUGGCUGAACAUUAAUGCCACAAAUGGUCAGAUCACUACUGCUGCUGUCCUUGAUCGAGAGUCAGACUACAUUAAGAAUAAUGUCUACGAGGCCACAUUCUUGGCGGCUGACAACGGUAUCCCCCCCGCCAGCGGCACUGGCACUCUGCAGAUCUACCUAAUUGACAUCAACGACAACGCUCCCGAGCUCCUGCCAAAGGAGGCACAGAUCUGUGAAAAGCCAAACCUGAAUGUCAUCAACAUCACAGCCGCGGAUGCUGACAUCGAUCCAAACGUCGGGCCCUUCGUCUUCGAGCUGCCAAGUGUGCCAUCUGCGGUGAGGAAGAACUGGACCAUAACACGGCUGAAUGGUGAUUACGCCCAGCUCAGUUUACGGAUCAUGUACCUGGAGGCGGGUGUGUAUGAUGUGCCCAUCAUCGUGACGGACUCAGGAAACCCCCCCUUGUACAACACCUCUGUCAUCAAGGUGAAGGUGUGUCCCUGCGACGAGAACGGCGACUGCACCACCAUCGGGGCCGUGGCCGCUGCAGGGCUGGGCACGGGGGCCAUCAUUGCCAUCCUGAUCUGCAUCAUCAUCUUACUGACCAUGGUUCUGCUGUUCGUGGUGUGGAUGAAGCGCCGGGAGAAGGAGCGUCACACCAAGCAGCUCCUGAUCGACCCUGAGGACGACGUCAGGGACAACAUCCUCAAGUACGACGAAGAGGGAGGUGGAGAGGAAGACCAGGAUUAUGAUUUAAGCCAGCUCCAGCAGCCAGAGACCAUGGAUCACGUGCUGAACAAGACACCCGGAGUCAGAAGGGUGGAUGAAAGACCUAUUGGUGCUGAACCACAGUAUCCUAUCAGACCAGUAAUCCCACAUCCAGGGGAUAUUGGUGAUUUUAUUAAUGAGGGCCUGCGGGCAGCAGACAACGACCCCACAGCCCCCCCCUACGAUUCCCUGCUCGUCUUUGACUACGAGGGCAGCGGCUCCACCGCCGGCUCCGUCAGCUCCCUCAACUCCUCCAGCUCCGGGGACCAGGACUACGACUACCUUAACGACUGGGGGCCCAGGUUCAAGAAACUGGCGGACAUGUACGGGGGAGGCGAGGAAGAUUAAACUGACCUCAUGUUAUUUAAAAAAAAAAAAAAAAAAAA
This is a messenger RNA of Pipra filicauda (Wire-tailed manakin), 2833 nucleotides long. RefSeq names its product cadherin 4 (gene CDH4). Lineage: Eukaryota; Metazoa; Chordata; Aves; Passeriformes; Pipridae. Gene Ontology annotation, molecular function: calcium ion binding; cadherin binding. Gene Ontology annotation, cellular component: plasma membrane; catenin complex; adherens junction. The record is from RefSeq and is a predicted model, not a curated record. The coding region runs from base 42 to 2795 and encodes 917 amino acids. Gene Ontology annotation, biological process: cell morphogenesis; multicellular organism development; adherens junction organization. The transcript has 16 exons.